This is a messenger RNA of Rubroshorea leprosula, 1604 nucleotides long. The record is from the annotation of a GenBank genome assembly. NCBI's taxonomy places the organism in Eukaryota, Viridiplantae, Streptophyta, Magnoliopsida, Malvales, Dipterocarpaceae.
ACAAAAACGAUCUGAGAUGGAGAGCAGCACAUGAUUUAAAUCUCAUCUGAUUCCGUCGAAGAAGAUGGCGACGGUUUCUAUGUCCCUCUCGUUUCCGGCGUUAAGCUUUCAUAAUUUCCGGCGCACCAAGCGGUUCUCCGGUAUGGCUUCGGCGAGCGCAAACAAAGAAGCCACUUCUGUGGGAGUGAGAAUCACGGAAGGGGAAGGCAAGCAACCAAAGGUUGUGCUCACUUCUGUUCAGGGCAGUGAAGCUGAGGUAUAUUUGUUUGGGGGUUGCAUUACAUCUUGGAAAGUUCCAAAUGGCAGAGAUCUGCUUUUUGUUCGACCAGAUUCUGUAUUUAACAAAAAGAAGCCAAUCAGGUAAUUUUCAAGCCACCUUAAUCCGUAGUUAGUUUUCUGCAGUUUUCUUGCUUUCAGCUCUGGUAAUUGUGUUUUUGAUAAGAUUUCAGUGAUUAGUGAAAAAGAUAUGUGAUCUAUGUAUAGCGUGCCAGUGUCUGGUAUGGCCUUGGACUAGGUAGAAUGGACAAAAAGGAUUAUGUAGGAAACUGCAACUAGUUUUGGUUUAAGAUUUAUUUGAGUUUUAUUGAGCAUACUGUCUAUAGAGAGAGGGAGAGAGAGGGAGAGAGAGAGAGAGAGAGAGAUACAGGACGUUUAAUUUUUAUCUCUAGCAUGGAUUUUUAAUUGAUCUCAGCUUCAUUUCAGUUAAUUUAGACUGUAUUAUGGAAACUUAACCAAGCUGAGGUUGGAUACUGACCGUAUCUCCAUUUGGGUAGUGGAGGCAUUCCCCAUUGUUUCCCUCAGUUUGGACCUGGCCCAAUGCAGCAGCAUGGAUUUGCAAGGAAUAUGGAUUGGUCCGUCAUUGAUUCUGAAAAUGUGGAAGGUAAUCCUAUUGUGACUCUUGAACUAAAAGAUGGUCCUUACAGUCGCUCCAUGUGGGAUUUUGGCUUUCAGGCUAUAUAUAAGGUCAUUCUAAAUGGGAAGAGUAUUUCAACAGAACUAAGUAUAACAAAUACAGACAAUAAGCCGUUUUCAUUCAAUGCUGCCUUGCAUACAUAUUUCCAUGCAUCUGUAACAGGGGCAUCUGUGAGAGGUUUGAAAGGUUGCAAAACUCUUAAUAAAGAUCCAGAUCCAAAGAAUCCUAUUGAGGGUCAGGAAGAAAGGGAUGUCGUCACCUUUCCUGGAUUUGUAGAUUGCAUUUACCUUGAUACUCCUGAUGAAUUGAGCCUUGACAAUGGCUUGGGUGAUGUCAUAUCUAUCAGGAAUACUAAUUGGUCAGAUGCUGUUUUGUGGAACCCACAUCUCCAAAUGGAAGCAUCUUACAGAGAUUUCGUUUGUGUUGAAAAUGCUAAGAUUGGAACUGUCCAGCUAGACCCAGAACAGGCUUGGACAGCAAAGCAGCAUUUUAGCGUUAGCUGAAUUGCUCAAAUGUAUGUUGCACUUCUUUCAAAGUUUGUAGAACCUCUUGCUUGCUCCCUUCUUUUACUUUUUGAAAGUUUAGCAUUUUGUUCUGUAAUCCUUUCCAGCUACAUGAGAUAGAACUUGGUGUAGUUAUAGGUUCAUAUUGUGAUUUCCCGUUACUGUCUUAAUAUAUUAUCAUUUUAGUU